AUGGCGGAUAAUCCCUUCAAUAGCUAUCAUAGUAAGGAAGGUGAGUUCCGUGCAGAAGACCCGAUUCUGCAACAGGAGGAAGAGUUUUUGAACGCUGAAGCUGCCGUAGAGGCACUUUCUAAACCAAACGCGUCCCUCGAAUUUUGCACGUUGUCCGUUGCUGAGACGUUAUCACAGUUAGAAACAGAUCCAGUUAAUGGGUUGCAGUCCGCGGAGGACCUUGCCAAUAGAGGCGCUCGAUAUGGAAAGAACGAGGUUGUCGCUGAGGAGGACGGUCCGUUGUGGAAGAAAUUUUUGUCCAAUUUUGUAGAGGAUAAACUAAUCCUUUUGUUAAUUGGGUCUGCCUUUAUUUCCGCCGUUAUGGGGAACUUCGAUGAUGCUGUGAGUAUCACGUUGGCCAUUUUCAUCGUCGUUUCUGUCGGUUUUGUUCAAGAAUAUAAGUCCGAGAAGUCUUUGGAAGCUUUAAAUAAAUUGGUGCCAGCAGAGUGCCAUUUAGUUAGAUUUGGGAAAGAGUCUCAUACAUUAGCAUCUGGCCUUGUGCCGGGGGACUUGAUACAUUUCAGAAUAGGUGAUCGGAUACCCGCAGAUCUAAGAAUUAUUGACUCUGUCGAUCUCUCCAUUGACGAGAGUUCCCUGACAGGGGAAAAUGAACCAGUCCACAAGUCCACCAAGCUGAUCAAACCUGAAACAUUUUCAGAUGGUAUUGUGCCAAUAUCGGACAGAACAUGUAUUGCUUAUAUGGGUACCCUAGUCAAGGAGGGUCAUGGUAAAGGUAUUGUUGUUGGAACAGGGAGCAACACUUCGUUUGGUGCUGUCUUUGAGAUGAUGAGCAAUAUUGAAAAGCCAAAGACCCCGCUACAACAUUCCAUGGAUAAAUUGGGGAAGGACUUGUCUCUGUGUAGUUUUUUGGUUAUCGGUCUCAUUUGUUUGGUUGGUGUUAUCCAAGGCAGACCAUGGAUUGAAAUGUUCCAGAUAUCCGUCUCUUUGGCUGUGGCAGCUAUUCCAGAAGGUUUACCCAUCAUUGUUACCGUAACUCUGGCACUUGGUGUUCUGAGAAUGGCAAAGCGUAAGGCUAUUGUCAGAAGAUUACCCAGUGUCGAGACUUUGGGUUGUGUGAAUGUUAUUUGCUCCGAUAAAACUGGUACUUUGACGUCUAACCACAUGACUGUGGCAAAGAUAUGGUGUCUUGGCAGCAUGUCUAAUAAAUUGAACGUUUUGAAUUUGGAAAAAACUAAAAGUGGUAGCUUAAAGAACUACUUGACGGAAGAUGUUAAGGCAACGCUGAAGGUUGGUAACUUGUGUAAUAACGCAUCAUUUUCCGAGGAACAUGCAAAAUACUUGGGUAACCCUACCGAUAUUGCACUUUUGGAACAGUUACCCAAGUUUGGCAUGCAAGAUAUUAGAAGCUCGCUUAAAAAGAUUCAAGAACUUUCUUUCAACUCAAAGCGGAAGUUCAUGGCUGCUAAUAUGUCAGACGCGGAAGGAAAAUGUACAAUAUAUGUCAAGGGUGCUUUUGAAAAGGUGUUGAAAAAAUCGUCACAUUUCCUUAAUGAAAAGGGAAAGCCAGAAAAACUAACGGAAGCUUAUAGGAACACUAUCAAUGAAUGUGCUAAUGCGUUGGCAUCAGAUGGUUUACGUGUUUUAGCUUUUGCUAAGGCUACAUUGAAUGACUCUAUGAAAAGCAAGAAGUUAGAAGAAGAGUCUGUUGAGAACCUGACUUUCUGUGGGUUAAUUGGUAUGAAUGACCCCCCAAGACCGACUGUUAAACCUGCUAUCGAACAGCUACUACAAGGUGGCGUUCAUGUAAUCAUGAUUACCGGUGAUUCUGUCAAUACAGCAGUCAACAUUGCCAGGCAAAUCGGUAUUCCUGUGAUCGACCCGAAACUAUCUGUUUUAUCUGGUGAUAAGCUGAACGAAAUGACUGAUGAUCAAUUGGCAAAUGUUAUCGAUCACGUUAAUAUAUUUGCGCGUGCUACACCUGAACAUAAACUAAACAUUGUCCGCGCUUUGAGAAAAAGAGGCGACAUUGUCGCCAUGACCGGGGAUGGUGUUAACGAUGCGCCUGCACUAAAAUUGGCUGAUAUCGGUGUUUCUAUGGGAAGAAUGGGUACAGAUGUGGCGAAAGAAGCAUCUGACAUGGUUUUGACUGAUGAUGAUUUCAGCACCAUUUUGACUGCUAUCGAGGAAGGCAAAGGUAUCUUCAGCAACAUUCAAAACUUUUUGACCUUCCAAUUGUCUACAUCUGUUGCGGCUCUGUCGUUGGUUGCCUUAUCCACCACAUUGAACUUACCUAAUCCAUUAAAUGCAAUGCAAAUUCUGUGGAUCAAUAUUUUGAUGGACGGGCCUCCAGCGCAGUCGUUAGGUGUUGAACCUGUUGACCAUGAAGUAAUGAAGAAACCGCCUAGAAGUCGUUCGGAAAAAAUUUUAACACAUGAAGUGUUGAAGAGAUUGAUUGGAACAGCUGCAUGCAUUAUUUUGGGUACCAUUUACGUUUUUGUUAAGGAAAUGGCCGAGGACGGGAAGGUCACCGCUAGAGACACUACCAUGACCUUUACCUGUUUUGUCUUCUUUGAUAUGUUCAAUGCUUUGGCUUGCAGACACUCUACAAAAUCUAUCUUUGAAAUUGGUUUUUUCACGAACAAAAUGUUCAACCUUGCCGUGGGGCUUUCACUGGUGGGUCAGAUGUGUGCGAUUUAUAUCCCAUUCUUCCAAAGUGUGUUCAAAACUGAGCGCUUGAGUCUAGGAGAUCUGAUUUUCUUAUUGUGUGUCAGCAGUACUGUGUUUAUUGUUGAUGAGCUAAGAAAGUACUUUUUCAAGAAGAAAAUGGAGGAUGAGCCACUUUACUAUUCUAAUGUUUGA
Huiozyma naganishii CBS 8797 is the source of this 2859-nucleotide messenger RNA. It is a transcript of the gene PMR1, whose product is annotated as Ca(2+)/Mn(2+)-transporting P-type ATPase PMR1. Gene Ontology annotation, biological process: manganese ion transport; intracellular calcium ion homeostasis; calcium ion transmembrane transport. The record is from RefSeq and is a predicted model, not a curated record. Lineage: Eukaryota; Fungi; Ascomycota; Saccharomycetes; Saccharomycetales; Saccharomycetaceae. The transcript has a single exon. The coding region runs from base 1 to 2859 and encodes 952 amino acids. Gene Ontology annotation, molecular function: ATP hydrolysis activity; ATP binding; P-type calcium transporter activity. Gene Ontology annotation, cellular component: endoplasmic reticulum; Golgi membrane; plasma membrane.